AUGUCUCUCCCCCUAGAACUAGUACGAGAAAUCAUCCAUCUUCUGCUCUUCUCCGCCCCACCGCAGUCCUCGACUCCGGAAAAGCCUGGCUAUUCAACUAAACCCACAUGGGGCACGGUCAAUGCGCUCAGCCUCACUUCACAAAACUACCGCGCUCUAGUGCUGGAAGCGUGGUUUCGGACUCUCUUCAUCGAAUCACCAGAGGAUCUUAGCUUUUUACGGCACUCAGGCUGGUUUCCUGAGCUAAGGAGUAAAUGGACCAGACACCUCCAUUGUGUCCAACCAUACAACAACAUCCUCUCCUUCUGGAAUCUCUCCUCCUUCCUCCGUGUUUCCUCCAUUAGACUGGACUGGCUCUCCCCUAACCUCUUCCCAUUCAUGACCCUCCCACACGCUGACUUGGACACACUACCCUUUACACACCUCUCCUCCAUGGUUGAACAUUUUGACCUGCGCGGAAGGAUCUGGCCUGAUCCUGGGGUGAUACAAGCUAUUGCUGAUACCCCAGGCUUUGGGCAUUUGAAGACAUUGAAGAUGGUGCAAGACACUGUGUGGUGUGGGCUUUGCAAUACUUGCUGUCUUGUCCAAUUCAAAGACAGGCCGACGGGGGUGGUGUAUGAAGGGGGCUUGGGGUUGCCUAUCCACUACGCACGUAUUCUAGCACCACUUGAAUACCUUGAAGAAGUUGUGACUAUUAUACCCAACCAUGGCCUUGGAUUUACUACAUUGGGUUCGACAGACCCAGACUCAAAUACGGACACGAACCCAGAGACAUCCAACACAAAUUUAAACCCGAACUCAUGGUCGGGUGAAUGCGAUACCUGUAUGGUGAUGAUGUACGACGAUGAUGCCUUCCGUGAGAAGUGGGUGGCUAGGAAGAGACGUGUCGGUCUGGCUGGUGGUAACGAUGAUGGCCAGAAAGAUGUGCGGCCACCGAAGUUGAGGAGGGUGGAGUACCGGUUCACUACAGUGGAUAACGGGGAGGAGGAGAAGCGCUUUGAGGAUUACGAGGACGUGGAUACUAGUGAUAGAUUGGCGACACAAUGGGAAGGGGAUGCUACCUGCCUCUGGCCGUUCGACCUAGAGAAUAACACUCCCUUUUCCCAAGGUAUCAGACAUCCGGGUGUCGUCCAUCAAUUCAUCCAACAAUGGGAAGUCAAUUGA
This is a messenger RNA of Laccaria bicolor S238N-H82, 1164 nucleotides long. RefSeq lists its product as uncharacterized. The record is from RefSeq and is a predicted model, not a curated record. The coding region runs from base 1 to 1164 and encodes 387 amino acids. NCBI's taxonomy places the organism in Eukaryota, Fungi, Basidiomycota, Agaricomycetes, Agaricales, Hydnangiaceae. The transcript has 4 exons.